This is a messenger RNA of Cyprinodon variegatus (sheepshead minnow), 3528 nucleotides long. RefSeq lists its product as uncharacterized. Gene Ontology annotation, biological process: regulation of DNA-templated transcription. The record is from RefSeq and is a predicted model, not a curated record. Gene Ontology annotation, cellular component: nucleus. The transcript has 12 exons. NCBI's taxonomy places the organism in Eukaryota, Metazoa, Chordata, Actinopteri, Cyprinodontiformes, Cyprinodontidae. The coding region runs from base 241 to 2922 and encodes 893 amino acids. Gene Ontology annotation, molecular function: RNA polymerase II cis-regulatory region sequence-specific DNA binding; DNA-binding transcription factor activity, RNA polymerase II-specific; protein dimerization activity.
CCUGUUAGCUGUGCAGGAGCGGUGCUCUUGAACAGAGCUUUUAUUUUCACUCGCGGGUAACUCUUCACUCGUUUAAGACUGCAUCUCAGUUUUGUUGUGUUUCAGUUAUCUGAUAGGCUUUCUAUUUGUUAUCCAUAGUUGCUACAUCUUUUAUUAUCUGUUAGGGUUUGUUGCAAAUCUUUGCUCCUUUCAGACUGCCUCUGAUCUGCAGCCUCGUAGCAGACAGACUCCACACACAGAAUGUCGCGCGGAAUGGAAGAGGAAGGGGAUUGUAAGUCAUCUGUUGUGACUACAUGGGAUAAACUGGAUCAGAACACUGAUGAGUGUAAAAUAAAAUGGACCCAAGAAGAGGAUGAAAACCUCAAAAUCCUUGUCUCUAACUUUGGAAAAAAGAACUGGAAGACCAUUGCUAGUUUUUUACCAGGUAGAACAGAACUGCAGUGUAUUCUUCGCUGGAAGAAACAUCUUGAUCCAGACUUAGUGAAGGGACCUUGGACUGCAGAGGAAGAUCAAAAGAUAGUGGAGCUGGUGAAUAUGUAUGGGAAAAACUGGAAAGCAGUUUCCACGCACCUAGAUGGAAGGUUGGGAAAACAGUGUCGUGAACGCUGGGUAAACCACCUGGACCCAGCUAUUAGCAAGAGGGCAUGGACUGAAGAAGAAGACCUCAUCAUCUACAAAGCCCACUGCGUUCUGGGGAACCGGUGGGCUGAGAUUUCCAAACUGCUCCCUGGAAGAUCUGAGAACUCCAUCAAGAAUCAUUGGAACGGCCACAUCAAACGCAAAGUAGAGAUGGGCGAUUUUAAAGGAGUAGCUGAAACAAUCUCUAUUGACAUUCAGCAUUUCAUAGAUGGAGAGGUGGACUUCAAAUGUGACGUUGUAAUAGAUGCUGAUCCAGUGACGCCUGAAAUCAAUAUGAAAACAGGGAACAUAGAGGCUGUAAAGCAGCAGGAGUCAGAGAAAGCUAAACCAAAGACAGCUGUUCAGACUCAACCUGCUUCAGCUUCAAGAAGAGAGGUGUCCUCCCCCAGUCCUUCUCAGCCCUGCAGCUCCAGCUCCAGUCCAAGCUCUGUGGUUGCAGCAUCAGCCACGCAGCUGGAACAAAAACGAUUUGCAGAGGCAGCUUUGAGGAUGAUUGCAGAAGACAUGCUGCCACUCAGCUUUGUUGAAGGUGCCGGCUUCAGGUCAUUCAUGGGUACCAUCUGCCCUGAAUACCACAAACUAUCGCAGCGCAUCAUCGGCAUUCAGCUCUAUGAAGAAGUGGAGAGAAAUAUAAAGCCACAGCUCAUCCGGGAACUCAAGCUCUCCCUCUCUAAAACCAAAGACCCUAAAAGUGCGAUUCAUGUCACCUGUGACCUCUGGGUGGGGGAUGAGUCCAAACAAGUGGAAGACCCUAUCCUUGUUGUCCAACUCCACUUUGUUAGCGAUUCUUGGCAAUUCCGCCGCCCUAUCGUGGCCUUCCGCCACCUCUGCCAUAAAAACCUCAGUGCCGCUGUAGCCAGUGAGCUUGAGGGCGUCCUGUUGAGCUAUGGUAUAUUCCCACGCCACAUCGGCUACGUCCUCGCCAACCAGGCUAAAAAAAUCCUCGCUGGAAACAAGCUGUUUUGUGACUAUAAGAUUGUGUGCUCAUCAAACAGGGGAGAACUGGACGGAGAUGAUAUCUUGGCGUUUCUGUCAGAUGAGAUGUCUGAAUCAGAGUCACCGUUUUCAGAGCUACAGAUUGGGAUGAGGAACAUGUGUGUCGCCAGAACUUUGCAGACUGUGAUCAGGGAAGCCCUGAAAAAUUCCAGAGUAGUGGAGAACGUGCUCUCACAGAUCCACAAUGUAGUUGCCUUCUUCAGGAGCAGCGUCUAUUGGGGCGAGCUUUUAUUGAAGGAGGGGAAUGUAUCGCUGUGCCCUUCCUCCACCAACUGUCGCUGGAACUCUUUGAUGUUAUCCCUACGGCGUAUGGUGCAUGAGACCACCUGGAGCAUCAUCAUGACUCUCCUGGCCCAGGCCCGCAUAGAGGCCACAGAUGCAGCCACCUCCCCCCCUCUGAUCAUGGUGAAGAGGGAGCAAGUGAUUGAUAUCCUGGGUCUCCUUGAGCCUUUUGAGGAGGCGUUACAGGUACUUCAAGGAAAUGGAGUGACCAUCUCUUUCAUCAUCCCCUCCCUCAUUGGCCUUGAUAAGACAUUAGAAAGUAGAGUGACUAACUACAACCAUUUCUGUAAGGCCCUGAGAAAAGGCCUUUCUGUUCAUUUCAACUCUUUGAUUCACCAGAAGGAGAUUAUUCUAGCUACUGUACUUGACCCCAGGAUGAAACUGCAGCCAUUUUCUGAUUCCACACCUAAAACCCAGACAGAGUUCCUGGCGCCGCCCUCAAAGUCAGAGGCUCAAAGCAUCUUGGCAUCGUUUUUAGAAACAAAGGCUGCAUCAGCAUCCGUCCCUUUGAAGGAAACCAAGGAGGAGACAAUUAAGCAGCCCACGGAGAAGCCGGAGAGGCCAGAGGAAGGCCCUGAUGAUAUUAAAGCCUCAGCAGACGGGUCUGGAGGAAGCUCAGACGACAACUGUGAUGUAGUCGGUGAAAACGAACUCAAGCGCAAGUCAAUAUUCAACUACCUGCAACCUCCAUCAAAGACUAUGAAGGUUUCCGAGCUGGACAUGUACCUGUCUGAACCCAUGUGUGAAAGCGGCUCCAGUCUGCUCUACUGGAAGUCGGCCUCCAGGUUCCCCCAGCUGCAGGAUGUUGCCAAGAAGCUGCUGGCUGCGCCUGCCUCCUCUGGAGGCUUCGACAGGCUCUAUCCAAUGGCGACUUCUAUCGUUAGAGCCAAGAGGAACCACCUCCCAUCUCACACCACCGAGAGGCUGCUUCUGUACAGGAACUCUCUAAAGGCCAGAACUGUUAACCGGGUCAGCGGUGCGCCCAAAAACUUUAAGCUUAAGUGAGGUUUGCUCUGAUUUAAGGAGCAACUUUGCAGUAAACAAAGGCUAAAUCUAUUUGGAGCAUCCAGGGAUGAAUUAUUUACUGUAAUGCUAUUAGUAGUAAUAAAUGCUAAUGAUUAUUUUUUUUAUUCUAAGAGUUUAUUGCCAUCUUUAUUUUUGUUGCACAUGGAAUACUUUUAGUAAUAUUUAUAUCCUUAAGAAAUUUGUUUUCAGGUUUAUAACCUGAUCACAUGCAGACCUAAAACCACUCCUGAUUCUAAUGAAACUAUUUCCUGCAAUAAAAUCUGAUGCAGUUCUGUUAAUGCACUUGUAGGGGUGCUAACCUUUUCAGGGUCUUAACUUUAUAUGGGAACUGGACUGAUUUCUUCCCUUCAUGAAAUUGUGAGGAUGAUUGUUUGCUAAGUGCUGAUGUAAAGAAUUGAUUCAAACAUUUUGAACACAGUUUGGAUUCUUUGUGUUGCAUUGACUGUAUAUAGGUUUUAUGUCAAGUUUGGUUGAAGUGUUCAGGCAUGCUUUCAGACCCGUGGCAAGUUUGAUUACAUUUACACAGCAGUGAUCUUAUCGCUACUUGGAAAACGUAAAGGAUGUUUGUAGGAAAUAAAAUAAUAU